AUGGUUCAAAGCUAUACCCGGUUAGAGCUUAGCUCUACAUUCGGCAUUGUGUCUAGCAAUACCAAUGUUGUCCACGUUGCAGGAUCUAGUGCAGGUACAGCUAUUGUAGGAGCCGCAGAGGCUGUGCAGGUCUGGGACCUGAAAAAGUCUGAACUUGUACAUCGCUUCGUAGAACCCGCUCUGCAGCAGGGGAGAGUCCAGGUGCAAAGACUUGCCUAUGAACCCAUUUCGAGUCUUAUUGCUGCUGGUUACAGUGAUGGGUCUAUUCGGGUGUGGGAUAUGCAUAGCGGUGCCUGCUUGAUCACGUUUAAUGGCCACAAGUCAGGUAUCUCCGCGCUGACCUUUGAUCAGUCAGGAACCCGACUGAUUUCGGGCUCGUUUGAUACAAAUGUCGUGGUAUGGGAUUUAGUUGAAGAAACUGGUCUGUUCAGACUCCGUGGUCACCGAGGCCCUGUUACUGCUGUUGUUUUACUCUCGGAUCAGUGGCUGGUUUCCACGGCCAAAGAUGGUGUCAUGAAACUCUGGGAUCUUGAAACUCAGUUUUCUGUAGAGUCUCAUGUUGCUCAUAAAUCUGAAUGCUGGGGUGCUGUUGCAAGUACUCAUGAAAAGCGACUAUUCACAGUCUCCAACACUGCAGAGAUCAACGUCUGGGCCAUCGAUCUGGACGAUCAAACAAACCACCGGUUUAGUCUUGAGGGGUCUUUGGAAAAGCAGUCCAAGCAUCGUGCCGUUGACGUCAAAUAUUCAAAUGAGCAGCUCAUCGUCGCUACCGCUGAUGCAGUACAGUCCUGGAGACUACGUUCAGCGGAGGAGCAGAAAAAGGCCCUCAGAAGAAAGGAGAAGCGAGCAGCAAAGAAGAAAGAUACGAAUGAGGAUAUUUCUUUGACCAUUUCAGAUAUUUAUGUUCCUACUAGCAUUGUCCGCCCCAAGGGCAAGGUGUGCGGCAUCGACACUCUGGAUAAGCCCAACCAGAUCGUGGUGAACCUGGCCAACAACUCCAUCGAGACUUGGCCACUCACGGAAAAUCCGGAACGUAUUUACGCGAUUGAGCUGCCCGGAACCCGUACUGAUGUGCGUGACGUUUGUUUGAGUGCAGACAACAAGCUUUUGGCAGCUGGAAGCAACGGUCAGAUCAAGAUCUUCAACUCUCGCACAAACUCUUGCUUGCGUACUUUGACAGGUACUGGUUAUAUCAUAGCUAUUAGGUUCCUACCUGGAGAUGCUCUGGUUGUUGCUGGCACCAAAGAGGGCAACCUUGAGCUCUACGAUAUUACCACUUCAUCACUGAUCGGGAUAUUCCCUGCCCAUGAAGGAUCAGUGUGGAGCAUGGAUGUUGCGACAGAUGGAAAGAGUCUGGUCACAGGUGGUGCAGAUAAAACUGUAAAGUUCUGGGAGUUCAGAAUCGUUCAAGAAGAAGUGCCCGGUCACGAAGGGGUUACAGUGCCCAAAAUGACUUUGAAAAAUACCCACAAAAUCGAGUUCUCUGAUGAUGUGCUUGCUGUAAAACUGUCUCCCGAUGGAAAGCUUGUCGCUGCUUCUCUUUUGGACAAUACCAUCAAGGUCUACUACAGGGAUACACUCAAGUUUUUCUUGAAUCUUUACGGACAUCAGCUUCCUGUUCUUUCUCUUGAUAUUUCUCACGAUUCUAAAGUACUGAUUUCGAGUGCUGCAGACAAAAAUAUAAAGAUCUGGGGUCUUGAUUUUGGUGAUUGCCACAAGUCUAUCUUCGCACACGACGACUCUGUUCUUCGUGUUAUGUUCGAGCCUCAGACUCACUACUUUUUCUCUUGUGGUAAAGAUGGCCUAGUGAAAUACUGGGACGGACGUAAGUUUACACAAAUUCAAAAGCUUCAAGGUCACUUUGGCGAGGUUUGGGCUCUUGCUGUUGCAAAUGAUGGAACCUUCGUGGUGUCUGCCUCUCACGAUAAGACUAUCCGUUUAUGGGAAAUGACCGACGAGCCCCUGUUCAUCGAAGAAGAGCGUGAAAAUGAACUCGAACAGCAAUACGAAGAAAAUCUCGUAGAGUCUCUAGACCGGGAUCUGCAACAGGACCAAGAUGGUGAUGAGACCGAGGGCACAGGCCAAGCUGUGUCCAAACACACCAUCGACUCUUUGAAAGCUGGUGAGAAGCUAUUUGAGGCCUUGGAUAUUUGUAUAACAGAUUUGGAGAGCAAACCAAAUCCGAGACAUGUCAUUUUGGCUACGUUAAAUGUUGAUCCCGAACGAUAUCUUAUGGACGUUUUACAGAAGAUCAAACCUGCCUUGGUAGAAGAUGCUCUACUAACAUUCCCUCUGGACAAGGUGACGGGAUUAUUCAAGUUCAUCCAUAUUUGGAUUGAGAAAAAGUGGAACUUGCCUUUGGUGACACGCGUUUUGCUUUUCUGCCUUCGCAACUUUCACCGUCAGAUUGUGGCCAAUCGCAUGAUGGAGCCUGAAAUGCAACAGCUCAGAGACUCUCUGAGAUCUGCGCUCACAAAUGUCAGCGAUAUGCUCGGCUUCAACUUUGCCCAGAUGAAAUAUAUACAAGAUAUGUGGGAUACCGACCACAUCAAGGGCUUUGAGGAUGAUAGCAGCUCAAAUGGGUCUGGCGUUAAACGAGUAUUUCCCACAGCUGGUUUGUGA
This is a messenger RNA of Wickerhamiella sorbophila, 2622 nucleotides long. Its product is annotated as putative WD repeat-containing protein C3D6.12. The record is from RefSeq and is a predicted model, not a curated record. Lineage: Eukaryota; Fungi; Ascomycota; Dipodascomycetes; Dipodascales; Trichomonascaceae. Gene Ontology annotation, biological process: maturation of SSU-rRNA. The transcript has a single exon. Gene Ontology annotation, molecular function: protein binding; snoRNA binding. The coding region runs from base 1 to 2622 and encodes 873 amino acids. Gene Ontology annotation, cellular component: Pwp2p-containing subcomplex of 90S preribosome; small-subunit processome.